AUGUCAGAUCAUUUGGUAAACAAACACUCAUCAUCACAGCGAAAUCAAAAGAAUUUACCAACCCCUUCUCCAUUUUUAUCAACAGACACAACUUAUCAAAGGCUUCAAAACAUAUUAGAUUCGUUAUCCUCGGGCAUUGACUCCUUAGUCACGGGUUUUUGCUCGGUCUGUCUUCAAUUCAUCGACGAUUUCCAAAAAACACAACAUAAACAUGAAGAACCAUUCAUACUGACCGAAGAAGAUUUGUUUGAUAGCGGAUCUUCGAAUCCAUUAUUUCUUGGGGAUUACAGUUAUGACGACAUUGACGAGAAUUUACAAAAAUAUCAAAUAAAGAGGGGCCUAUCUGAGCGAGGGUACAACAAUAUCGUAAUAGACAUGGAUACUACAGAUUAUUGGGUUCACAAAUUGUGCAUAAGCGACAAGAGUUUGUCGUUGGGAGAUAAUAAGAAAAAUCCAAAUGUUAUUGUUGAUAGCAGAGACUACACGAACAGUGAGAAUGAGAAUAUAUUACUUUCUUUACCGCAGAAUGAUCAAUUCCUAAUUGAUUUGUUUAUAAGAAAGAAAGAAUUCUCAUUUUCUGAUUUUAAGUCUUAUCAAUUAAUGAGAAGAAUUGAAACUUAUUAUGAGAACAAAAUCAACGGUGGAAAUAAUGAAACUAGUUAUAGUAACAAUCAGAUAAAAAGAAUUCAUUAUAUUGACGGGGAAGGAGCGACGCAGGUUUACAUGUUUUUUGAGAAAGAGCUAACAGGAACAUACUUAUUGUCAUCAAUCGAAUGGAUUUGUAUGCAAGAUCCACGAAGAAAUUUUUCGAAAGAUCAUCCCCAAUUUCCAGGACAAAAUUAUCCUGGACUGCGUGUCGGCAGGAGAGUUGGAAAUAUGCUGAUUGAAUUAGAAGCGUCGAAAGGAAGAGAUGGUCUCAGCAAUGCUCCUGAAUACUUUCACAACGCCUUCAUGUAUCACACGCAAAACUUUCGAUUCUUGAAUCCUGCUUAUCAGGCUUAUUUUGAUUGUCUAUGUGAUUCUCUAUCCGAAGAUUUAAAAAUUCACGGAUUAUCAGCAGUUUCGUGGGCAUUCCAGAAUGGUCACGUGAAAAACACUAAUGGGGAUAUCGAAGUGUGGAAUCCAGAAGAUCAAAUUUAUCCGACCUCAUCAAAACUGCAGUUAUAUUUUUCUUCCAGCGGUUAUCAAUGCAUAUACAAAGCUUUCCGUAAACGUGGAUAUCACGUGUCAAUAGAUUGGAGUGAUGCAAAGGAAAUAUGGAAAUACAGUCUGAAAGAUUUUUCAACUAGUAAUGCUAAAUAUUCUUUAACCUCCUCCUUAUGA
Molecule: messenger RNA, 1323 nt
Organism: Acaulospora morrowiae
Lineage: Eukaryota; Fungi; Glomeromycota; Glomeromycetes; Diversisporales; Acaulosporaceae
Source: the annotation of a GenBank genome assembly